Molecule: messenger RNA, 2183 nt
Organism: Vidua macroura (Pin-tailed whydah)
Lineage: Eukaryota; Metazoa; Chordata; Aves; Passeriformes; Viduidae
Gene: CLU
Product: clusterin
Exons: 7
Coding region: 1-2049 (682 amino acids)
Source: RefSeq, a predicted model, not a curated record
AUGCCGUGCUGGGGAUUUGGCUGCUCCCAGGACUUUGGGAAUGCCGUGCUGGGAUUUGGCUGCUCCCGGCGCUCUGGGAAUGCCGUGCUGGGGAUUGGGGUGUCCCAGGGCUCUGGGAAUGCCGUGCCGGGGCUCAGCUGCUCCCGGGCCUUUGGGAAUGCCGUGCCAGGGAUUGGGGUGUCCCAGGAGUCUGGGAUUGCAGUGCUGGGAUUUGGCUGCUCCCGGGGCUCUGGGAAUGCCGUGCUGGGGAUUGGGGUGUCCCAGGAGUCUGGGAAUGCCGUGCCGGGGCUCGGCUGCUCCCGGGGCUCUGGGAAUGCCGUGCCGGGGCUCGGCUGCUCCCAGGGCUCUGGGAAUGCCGUGCUGGGGAUUGGGGUGUCCCAGGAGUCUGGGAAUGCCAUGCCGGGGCUCGGCUGCUCCCGGGCCUUUGGGAAUGCUGUGCUGGGGAUUGGGAUGUCCCAGGACUCUGGGAAUGCCAUGCUGGGGAUUGGGGUGUCCCCGGACUCUGGGAAUGCCGUGCCAGGGAUUGGGGUGUCCCAGGGCUCUGGGAAUGCCGUGCUGAGGAUUGGGGUGUCCCAGGAGUCUGGGAAUGCCGUGCCGGGGCUCGGCUGCUCCCAGGGCUCUGGGAAUGCCGUGUUGGGGAUUGGGAUGUCCUGGGACUCUGGGAAUGCCGUGCCAGGGAUUGGGGUGUCCCAGGAGUCUGGGAAUGCCGUGCUGGGGAUUGGGGUGUCCCAGGAGUCUGGGAAUGCCGUGCCAGGGAUUGGGGUGUCCCAGGAGUCUGGGAAUGCCGUGCCGGGGCUCGGCUGCUCCCAGGGCUCUGGGAAUGCCGUGCUGGGAUUUGGCUGCUCCCGAGGCUCUGGGAAUGCUGUGCUGGGAUUUGGCUGCUCCCGGGACUUUGGGAAUGCCGUGCUGGGGAUUGGGCGUUCCCGGCAGGAAGCGGUGCAGCUGGCGCGGCAGAAGGAGCAGGAGCUGUCGGCGCGGGGCGAGCGCUGCAACGCCUCGGUGCUGGAGCUGUGGGAGCGCUGCAAGCCCUGCCUGCGGCAGCGCUGCCUCCGCUUCUACUCCCGCACCUGCCACAGCGGCGCCGGGCUGGUGGGCCGCCAGCUGGAGGAGUUCCUGAACCGCUCGUCGCCCGUGUCCAUCUGGGUGGACGGCGAGCGCCUGGACUCGCUGGCGGAGCGCGACGAGCGCCAGGAGCGGCAGCUGCAGGACCUGGAGGAGCGCUUCGGCCUCCUGGAGGACGGCGUCGAGGACAUCUUCCGCGACAGCUCCCGCGUGCAGGGCCGCCUCCAGCCCUUCUUCCAGGCGCCCUUCGGCGGCUUCCGCGAGGCGCUGGGGCCGCCGGCGCAGCGCCUGCGCUUCCCGCGGCGCUUCCGACGCUUCUCCGGCGCCUUCUUCCCGCUCUUCCAGCGGCCGCACGGCGGCUUCCAGCAGCUCUUCCAGCCGCUCUUCCAGAUCACCCAGCGCGUGCUGGAGGACGCCCAGGGCGGCUGGGAGAUCCCCUCGGCGGAAUUCGGGACAGAAUCCCGGAAUUUCAGCAAUGACCGGAUGGUGUGCCGGGAGAUCCGGCGGAACUCGGCCGGCUGCCUGCGGAUGCGGGAUGAGUGCGAGCAGUGCCGGGAGAUCCUGGCCCUGGACUGCGGGCAGGAGGAUCCCUCGCAGCAGGAGCUGCGGGAGCAGCUGGAGGACGCCGUGCGCGUGGCCGAGCGCUUCACGCGCCGCUACGAUUCCCUGCUCCGGGAAUUCCAGGAGGAGAUGCUCAACACCUCCGGCCUGCUGGACCAGCUGAACCGCCAGUUCGGCUGGGUGUCCCGCCUGGCCAACCAUUCCCUGGCCUCCGACGGCUUCCUGCAGGUCACCACGGUGAUGUCCAAGGCUCCGAAUCCCGAGGAUCCGUCGGCGCCGUCGGACACGCAGGUGACGGUGCAGCUCUUCGACACGGAGCCGCUGGAGCUGACGGUGCCCGGGCACAUCCCGUGGGACGAUCCCCGCUUCAUGGAGACCGUGGCCGAGCAGGCGCUGCGGCACUUCAAGGAAAACGCCGUAGAGUAGCCGGGCGAUGCUGCCGCCGCUGCCGCCCCUCCGGAUCCCCCUUCCCGGGGGGAAUUGUCACCCUCGCUGCCAGCUCUCCCCUCCUGACCCUUCCUGCUGCCAGACAGAAAAUAAAGGUAGAGUUGAAAGCCUUG